Messenger RNA from Chionomys nivalis (European snow vole), 1701 nucleotides. It is a transcript of the gene Ubqlnl, whose product is annotated as ubiquilin like. The transcript has a single exon. Gene Ontology annotation, molecular function: polyubiquitin modification-dependent protein binding. Gene Ontology annotation, biological process: ubiquitin-dependent protein catabolic process. The record is from RefSeq and is a predicted model, not a curated record. Bases 1 to 1701 code for a protein of 566 amino acids. Lineage: Eukaryota; Metazoa; Chordata; Mammalia; Rodentia; Cricetidae. Gene Ontology annotation, cellular component: cytosol.
AUGCCUCAUAUUAUCUCUCGAACACCUAGGAUGCCCCAGAGCAGAUGUCCUGCAAGUGUGCCUGCAGAUGGGAAUAUCUCUCCAAGUGUCAUUCGAGUGAUUGUGAAGACACCGGGACACCUGAACAGCUUUACAGUAGCUGGUGACACCUCAGUCAGGCAAUUCAAAGAGAAGCUGUCUGCUCACUUCAAAUGCCAAAUGGACCAACUGGUACUGGUUUUCAUGGGCCGCCUUCUCAAAGACCAUGACAUACUGAGUCAGAGGGGCAUCAAAGAUGCUCAAACCAUUCACGUGGUCAUCAAGUCCAAGAAUGGCUCCAGAUCACUGGCUCAUUCUUUCCGGAACCUGUCAACGAACAAUCCCUGCCAUCAAGACAGAAGCACCAAAGGAAAUAGCAGUAGGGUGUGCCAGUCUGCAGGCAUGGGUCAAACCAAAGAGGAAUCAUCCCUCCUCAUGGGGUCUGAUGCACCCAAGGUGGGUACUCAAAGCCCAGAAGUGGACAGUCCAGAGCAUAUUGCACAGAUGCUGGAGAAUCUUUGUGUUCAGAGGAUGUUGUCCAAUAUUGAUUUCAUGCGUCAACUGAUCUCAGAACAUCCAGAUAUGCAAGAACUUUUGCAGCAGAACCCAGAAGUCUCCCACCUCCUCGACAAUUCUGAGAUCUUAUGCCACACUCUGGAGUUGGCCAGGCACCUUGCUGUUAUCCAAGAGAUAAUGCAGAUCAAUCAGCCAGCACAGAACCUUGAGCAUCUACCGAACCCACAGCCCUACCUGGGCUUAGAGACAAUUUCAAAUGGGAACGAUGCCUUGGGCCAGAGCUAUGAUUUCAAUGACCAAAUGCUCAAUGGGAUGCACGAUCUUUUGGGGGGCAACUCUUUUACAAACCUUCUGGCUGGUCAAGUACUAGAGCAAGUUCAGACUCCUUCCCCAUUUCCUCUGCCAUCUGAGGAACAAUUUGUCUGUCCUCCUGCCCAAGAGAUUUAUGCUAAUUCUUGUGGAUUAUCAUCAAUCACCCCAACAAAUGCUACUCUAAGCAGUGCUCAUGAUGCUUCCAGGAAAAAUCCAGCCUCAGUUACCACUGAGGGCCAAAGCCAUGUCUGUGCUAUUCACCAGCCAUCUGGGAUUCCAACCUUACCCAGCACAGCCGUCGCCCAGGAGCUUCAGGAAAUUGAUAAGGAUAUGGCCAUCCCUGUGGGUAGCUCUGAUCAGGGGUUAGAGGGAAAUCUCCAGCAGUCAGGUGAGCAGACCAGCUCUCAGCUCACAGGAGGAAUGAUCCAAUUGCUUAGGAACUACCCAUACAUGGCUGCUAAGAUGCUGCUGCUCAUGAAUAUGCCCCAGCAGAGUGAACAGUGGAGACAACAAACUCCCACAUCCUUGCAGUCAUCACAGCUUUCGGACUUGCUUUUAGCCCUAGCCAACCCUAAAACAUCACAAGCAAUACUACAGAUUGAGCAUGGUCUACAGCUAUUGGCUACAGAGGCUCCUAUUCUUUUGCCAUGCAUUGAGCCUUACCUUUGGGGUCUAGGUUGGCUUCCUCCUUCCAGCUGUAGCUACCCUGAUCCAGUGCCUUGGACCCUGAAUGUGUCAGACAUGACUGAGCCUGAAUGUGGCCCCCAAUCUAGAACAGUGCUGCAGAAAUCACAGCCCCCAUCUGCAGACCCUUCCCAUUCCUUACAAUCCCCCGAGGUUCAUUUCCGCAAGUAG